CCCCGAGGAGGUGCCAGGCCCUGGUAGCUCCGCUUUCCUUCCUGGUCCUGCGGGGCUGGAUUGUUCGUGGGGCUGUGGCCGGGGACCGUGUCUAGUGCCCAUCCAGGUGCUGCUAGCCCGGCCCCAUGGCCCUGGUCACAGUGAGUCGCUCACCCCCGGCCAGCGGCCACUCUACGCCUGUGGGGCCCACGCAGGAGCAGGCAGCCAAGCGGAGAAAUCGGCUCCAGCGAAGGCAGAGCUUUGCAGUGCUUCAUGGGGCUGUCCUGGGACUGCAAGAUGGAGGGGACAAUGGUGAUGCAGCUGAGGCCAGCCCUGAGCCAGCAGAAGAACCCUUGGGUGAGGAACAGCCCCAUGGAGACCAGACAGACUAUGGGCAAGGGCCCCAGAGUCCCCGGAAACAGGAGCAGAGGCAGCACCUGCGUCUCAUGGUGGAAUUACUGAGGCCGCAGGAUGACAUCCUCCUGGCAGCCCAGCUGGAGGCAGCUCGGCCUCCCCGGCUCCGCUACCUGCUGGUAGUUUCCACACAAGAGCAUCUGAGCAAGAAUGAGACGGUUCUCCUGGGGGUGGAUUUCCCUGACAGCAGCUCCCCCAGCUGCACCCUGGGCCUGGUCUUGCCCCUUUGGAGUGACACCCAGGUGUACUUAGAUGGAGAUGGGGGCUUCAGCGUGACAUCUGGUGGGCAGAGCCAAAUCUUCAAGCCCAUCUCCAUCCAGACCAUGUGGGCCACACUGCAGGUGCUGCACCAGGCAUGUGAGGCAGCUCUAGGCAGUGGCCUUGUGCCUGGUGGCAGUGCCUUCACCUGGGCCAGCUACUACCAGGAGAGACUGAACUCAGACCAGAGCUGCCUCAAUGAGUGGAUGGCCAUGGCUGAUCUGGAGUCUCUGCGGCCUCCCACCACCGAGCCUGGCCAGUCCUCAGAACAGGAGCAGAUGGAGCAGGCAAUCCGUGCUGAGCUGUGGGAAGUGCUGGACGCAAGUGACCUGGAGAGCAUCACUUCCAAAGAGAUCCGCCAGGCUCUGGAGCUACGCCUGGGAUGUCCCCUGCAGCAGUACCGUGACUUCAUCGAUAACCAGAUGUUGCUGCUCAUGGCACAGCAAGACCGGGCUUCUCGCAUCUUCCCCCACCUUUACCUGGGCUCGGAGUGGAAUGCAGCCAACCUGGAGGAGCUGCAGAGAAACAGGGUCACCCACAUCUUGAACAUGGCCCGGGAGAUUGACAACUUCUACCCAGAGCGCUUCACCUACUACAACGUGCGCCUGUGGGAUGAGGAGUCAGCCCAGCUGCUGCCCCACUGGAAGGAGACACACCGUUUCAUUGAGGCUGCAAGGGCACAGGGCACCCGGGUGCUAGUCCACUGCAAGAUGGGUGUCAGCCGCUCGGCGGCCACGGUGCUGGCCUAUGCCAUGAAGCAGUAUGGCUGGAGCCUGGAGCAGGCACUGCAGCAUGUGCAGGAGCUCCGGCCCAUCGCCCGCCCCAACCCUGGCUUCCUGCGCCAGCUACAAACCUACCAGGGCAUCCUGACUGCCAGCCGUCAGAGCCACAUCUGGGAGCAGAAAGUGGGUGGGGUCUCCCCAGAGGAGCCCCUGACCCCUGAAGUCUCUACACCAUUUCCACCUCUUCCGCCAGAACCGGGGGGCGGUGGGGAGGUGAAAGCCAUGGGCUUGGAGAAGAGCCAGGCAGCCUCAAAAGAAGAGUCUGGGCCACGGCCCCGUAUCAACCUCCGCGGGGUCAUGAGGUCCAUCAGUCUUCUGGAGCCCUCCUUGGAGCUGGAGAAUGCUUCAGGAACGGGUUACCUGCCAGAGGUGUUUUCUCCCCAUGAGUCUUCAGAUGAAGAGCCUCCACGGCCCUUUCUUCAGCUCUCAAGGGCCAAGGGAGGCCAGUGGGCCCGCAAGGGGCCUUGGCCUGCCCUGAAAUCUCGCCAGUCUGUGGUUGCUCUCCAUAGUGCUGCACUGGUGGCCAGCCGGGCCCAAGCCUUCCAGGAGCAGGGCCAGGGGAAGAGGCAAGAAGAGGCUGGCAUUCCCUGCAUGCUCAAGCCCCGAAAGGUGGUGAGGCAGGCCAGCGUGGAUGACAGUGGAGAGGAGGGUGAGGCCUGAGCCUGUACAUGCUCAUGUUCCCCUAGACCAGCAGUUCUCAACCUAUGGGUUGCAACCCCUUUUUUUCAUUUGUAACAACACAGCAAUUAGGAAGGUUGAGAACCACUGCCCUAGACACUAAAUAGCGGAUCCACAGCUCCUCAGAGGAACCCUCUCACACCUCUACCCACUACUCUUAGCUCUUUCCCCUGGUGCUCCCAGAGCUGCCACUACAGCUUCACCUCCUACAGCCUUAAGUCUCAGACCCAUGCCCAUCUGUCCAAGGGCUCAGGCUUUCUCUGUAACUGGGAUGUGGCAGAGAGACUGCAUGUGCCUUUGAGGGGCAUUAGCAACCCUAGUUUCAUUCUCAACUCUUGCCCUGAGACCCACAGCCAUAGAAUAAACACAGCUUUGCAGUGGGGAAAGGCUCAUGCCUCUUCUCACCUUCCCAUGUCAUUCUGGAGCCAGCUAGGCCAGAGGCAGACAGGAACCUCAGUUCUCAGACCUGGGAGGCCUGAGGGGGCUUGCAGGCCACCUCACUGGCCCACCUCACAAUUGGCCUUAGUCUUCUGCCACUGUCCCCAAUCCUCUCACAGCACCACACUGGGUCACAGAGCACCAGGCCAAAGAGAAUCAUCUUUCUGUCCUUCAUGGCCUGUGGCCAGUCAGUUUUUCAUAGUCUUAAUAGAUCUGGUUUUGUUCUGAGAAAUAAACAUUUUCAUAUUAUUUUCAAUUUUACAAUA
Otolemur garnettii (small-eared galago) is the source of this 2815-nucleotide messenger RNA. RefSeq names its product slingshot protein phosphatase 3 (gene SSH3). The record is from RefSeq and is a predicted model, not a curated record. Gene Ontology annotation, cellular component: cytoplasm. Bases 126 to 2093 code for a protein of 655 amino acids. NCBI's taxonomy places the organism in Eukaryota, Metazoa, Chordata, Mammalia, Primates, Galagidae. The transcript is spliced from 14 exons. Gene Ontology annotation, biological process: negative regulation of actin filament polymerization; actin cytoskeleton organization; protein dephosphorylation. Gene Ontology annotation, molecular function: protein tyrosine/serine/threonine phosphatase activity; actin binding.